This is a messenger RNA of Monoraphidium neglectum, 570 nucleotides long. RefSeq names its product putative sirtuin (silent mating type information regulation 2 like protein) 5. The transcript is spliced from 7 exons. The record is from RefSeq and is a predicted model, not a curated record. Bases 1 to 570 code for a protein of 189 amino acids. Gene Ontology annotation, molecular function: NAD+ binding. NCBI's taxonomy places the organism in Eukaryota, Viridiplantae, Chlorophyta, Chlorophyceae, Sphaeropleales, Selenastraceae.
AUGUCCAUUUCAUCGGCCGCGGGCAGCGAGUCCGCUGUGCAGCUGCACGGCAGCAUCUGGGACGUGUGCCGCGCGACGCCCACAGGCCACAAGGACGGCCCCUGCUGGCAGGACAGGCGCCAGCCGCUCGUGCCGGCUCUGGAGGGCCGCGGCGACCCGAGCGGCUUGUGCGGCGAGAUUGCUGAGGAGGACCUGCCGCAUGACGACGCCGGUCGCCUGCUGCGCCCUGGUGUCGUGUGGUUCAACGAGAACCUGGACCAAGCCGUGGCCGACAAGGUGGAGGGGAUACUUGACGCGUGCGACCUGCUGCUGAUCGUGGGCACCUCGGCGGUCGUGUACCCCGCAGCAGGGUACGCGCCUCACGUCUGGUCGCGCGGCGUCCCGGUGGUGGAGUGCAACCUGGAGCCCACCAGCAACAGCCGGCUGUGCGCGCUCACUUUCAAGGGCCGGGCCGGCCUGCUGCUGCCGCGGCUGCUGGGGGUGCAGGACGACGAGCGCGUCCGCGCUGCGAUGGCGGCAGCCGCCGCUCAAGAAACGCCGGGUGUGGUGCAGCGGCUGCGUGUGCACUGA